This is a messenger RNA of Rhineura floridana, 4094 nucleotides long. It is a transcript of the gene ABHD12, whose product is annotated as abhydrolase domain containing 12, lysophospholipase. The transcript has 13 exons. Lineage: Eukaryota; Metazoa; Chordata; Lepidosauria; Squamata; Rhineuridae. Gene Ontology annotation, cellular component: endoplasmic reticulum membrane. Bases 146 to 1333 code for a protein of 395 amino acids. The record is from RefSeq and is a predicted model, not a curated record. Gene Ontology annotation, molecular function: monoacylglycerol lipase activity; phosphatidylcholine lysophospholipase A1 activity. Gene Ontology annotation, biological process: monoacylglycerol catabolic process; phosphatidylserine catabolic process.
UUGGUGGCGCCUGGGAGGUGCCGCUAGUCUUUCGGAGGCCGGGCUGUGGUUGGUAUAAUAUAGGGAGGGAAGCGUUGCUUUCGGACGGAGGCGUCUUCUCUCGAGCGAGCUGAGCUGGCAACGCCCGCGCGUUGGCACCGCCGGCAUGAGAAAACGGAACGAGUCCGUCACUUUGGAGCAUGAGCGCUUUGCCUCCUCUGCUCCGGCACCGGCUGCCGUUUCCUCCUCUCCGCAACCGGAUAAGGGCUUCAGCUUGAGACCGAGCCUACGUCUGCCUGGCAGCGCCCGGCCCGCCGGUGACUCCGACAUGAAGCGAACGCUCGGCAGGAGACAUGGAAUGUGGUUUCGAUUGCGGAAGGUAGUAAUCUGGUUGUUGGGAGUGUACAUAGCCAUUCCAUUUCUUGUAAAGCUUUGUCCUGCUAUUCAGGCAAAGCUUGUCUUCCUAAAUUUUGUCAGAGUACCCUAUUUCAUUGACUUGAAAAGGCCUCAGGACCAAGGUUUGAACCACACCUGUAACUAUUACCUACAGCCAGAAGAAGAUGUAACUAUUGGAGUCUGGCACACAGUUCCCACAGCUCUAUGGAAAGAUGCUCAAGGCAAGGAUCAACUGUGGUAUGAGGAUGCUUUGGGUUCCAGUAACCCUGUGAUCCUUUACUUACAUGGAAAUGCAGGGACUAGAGGAGGGGAUCACCGUGUGGAACUUUACAAGGUUUUGAGUUCUCUUGGUUACCAUGUAGUCACGUUUGAUUAUCGAGGUUGGGGAGACUCAAUAGGCACUCCCUCAGAGAGUGGAAUGACCUAUGAUGCUCUUCACGUUUUUGACUGGAUAAAAGCAAGAAGUGGAGACAAUCCAGUUUAUAUAUGGGGACACUCCUUGGGUACUGGAGUUGCAACCAAUCUAGUAAGGCGUCUUUGUGAAAGAGAAACUCCCCCAGAUGCUCUGAUAUUAGAGUCACCUUUUACAAACAUACGUGAAGAAGCUAAAAGCCACCCCUUUUCAGUGAUAUAUAGAUAUUUCCCAGGAUUUGAUUGGUUCUUCCUUGACCCCAUCACAUCAAGUGGAAUUAAAUUUUCAAAUGAUGAGAAUGUGAAGCAUAUUUCUUGCUCUCUACUAAUUCUUCAUGCUGAAGAUGAUCCUGUUGUACCAUUUCAUCUUGGAAAGAAGUUAUAUAACAUUGCUGCCCCAUCUCGGAGCUUCCGUGAUUACAAGGUACAAUUGGUUCCAUUUCACACAGACCUAGGCUACAGGCAUAAAUAUAUCUACAAGAGCCCAGAACUACCUCGAAUAUUACGGGAAUUCCUGGGGAAAUCGGGACAUCAGCAGCAUCAUUGAAGACCACUGUGUGAUUGACUUAAAUUAUCAUCUGCAAAAAGGGUCUGCAAAUUAUUUUAAACCCAAGCACUGAAAAGCCACAGAUUCUUGCUUCAGUCUUAAUGUAUACCCUUGGAGAUAUGAAGAUAUGAAGAGAUACGAAGAAAAAAGAACGUAGCUGGCUUCUGUCUCUCUUUUCCCACCCCUUCUAAAGAACAAGAGAAACAAAUCAGAACUCUGAAGUUUAAGCACAAGAAGGACUUGGCAAAAAUCUUUCAGAAGUUAUGAACAUUCCUAUAAAAGUGUAUUGGGUCACAACAGCUCUUUACAAGACAACCCCCCCCUCAGCAACCUGCACUCUGAAACACAAAUGGACUGCAGUUAUCUGCAAAAAAUGUAACUGCUAUAAUAUUUCAGUGCUGCAUCUAGUUUACCUUAGUUGCAGGUUGUUCUUUUAAUAGAAUUUAGUUCAGUGAGGGUUUUUUUCCUCCCCCUCAUCAAGAUAUCAAACUGGGGAGUUGCUGAAGAUGAUGGAUAGUUUGGUUUUUAAAAUUAUUUGAGAAGCUUCAGAGGUGAGGAUGCUUGCAAGAAAACAUUUCAGAAUGCACUGAAGCGUGUUUCUCCUUUAAAAAGAGGCAAAUAUUUCAUAGUGAUUUGUUUCCCUUUCUCUAUUGCCUUGCUUUCAAGUUGUCUCCCACAUAUAGAUAAUAUAUAAAAAUCGUUUAUACCUCAUAUACAGAUACAUCCUCUUUGAGAUUCCUUCUUCCUGUCUCCAAACCAUAUUUUUUAGAUGCCCAGGUCUUUUAAGUGAUGUAAGAUGUAUUGAUUACAAAUUACACACUCAAAGGUUGUUUGAAAGACUCCUUCUGUAAAGAGAGGGUGUAUUUAGUCUAGAAUGGAUAAAGAAUUUGUUUUUCAGCUGUGGUGAAGAUGUCUUCCAGUCUCCUCUAGAGACAUACAAGCACUUUGGGGAUGAGAAAAUUGGUAUCGUCUUUAGUAAUCAUGUUUCUUCAUUCCUCCCUCCCAAGCCCCAUCCAUUCUCUCACCCGCCAAAAAAACUACUCAGGUACAUCAAAGCUGGUCACAGGUUUUCUUUAAAAUACAAGAUAAAUUGCACUAAAAUGAAUUCCUUAACUUGGAAGAUCUUUUCUGGUAAAUUAUGUUUGUUUUCAUUAGUAAUAAAAUAGCUGCUCGGACUUUUCUCAACAGUGAAAAUACUAACAUUUGAAUCUGAAACACCUAAUUUUAUUCAAACCAACCAAAGGCAUUUGAAAGUAAAAACGCUUUCUGAUAACAAAACCUUAUUGUUCAUUAAAACAAUGCCGUUCUGCUUAAAAUAUUUAGCUUGACAUUUAUAUUUAUUAAAAGCAAGAGGUGUAUGAAAACCUCCUGACCAGCCUUGAAUGUUCCCCUCAGUUGGCACAUGCCAGGCAUAAAGACCUUGUUUUUCUAUUUAUUUUUUUUACUGUAGCAAAUCAAUUCUGGCCUGAAUUGAAAUCUUAGCAGGCAGCAUGAUAGUAAUUAAUGAUAAUAAAUACUGAAUCUGAAAUUCAUAUUCCUCUCCUUUAUUGGCCUUGGCCAAAUCAUUAUCUUAACAUACCUCAUGAUGGUUCAGUCUCAUUGUGGCAGCUGGAGCCUGUUUUUGACACUUAUAAAAUUGACACAGUUGGCCAAUAUGUUGAAUUUACUGGGAUAUAAAAUACGUUGGCCCAUCUGUGAUGGGAAGUUCAAAGACCACAUUCGAAGGAGAUGCUUCAUAGGAUCAUAGAAUAGUAGAGUUGGAAGGGGCCUAUAAGGCCAUCAAGUCCAACCCCCUGCUCAAUGCAUGCUCAAUGCCCCCUGCUUUAUGGUGCACAAGUAGAUGUUAAGAGCCCCAGUGGCUUCCAGUUCAGUGUGGCUCUUGACUGAAAGCUGCCGUUCCUUCCCCAUCUCACCCAUGUCACUACUUCUGUCAAAGUAGGAGUUUAGCAAGCUCUUCAUUUGCCAGCUUCAGGAUUCUCAGUCACCAUUCAUGCAGGAGUGGCAUGGCAGACAAUUUGAGACUCCUUUUUGUUGAAACAAAUGGGAGCGUUCUAUGUAAUGCUGUUGCUGCUGCUAUUGCCCACCUUAGUGUGAGUAGAAAUAAGAAGACCAUGGGCAGUGAAGUUGUUGGGCCCAAGCAGAUUGAUUUACAGUAGCCUCAUGUUUUGUGUCAGUACAGCAUUCCAUAAACAUACAGCAUUCAGCAUAGUAGUCUUAGACACUAGUAUUCAGAAGUGAAUUAUUCAGCCUGAAGUAUAUAGAAGGCACUGUUCACUAAUAUUGUCUGUAUACGGAAUACUGUGGUUUUGCAUGCAUCAAAGACUAAUAUUUUAGAGAUUCAUCCUAUUUCCAAAGCAGACAGCAGCUUGUUCUUUGCAGUGAGACUUUCUCCUGUCUACCAAGGUUUUGAUUCACAAUAACCUCUGAGCGAAUCAUGCCACGUAAAAUUCCAUCUGUUCCCUUCUCCAUCCCAUGUGCUUUGGUUUUACUACACUAACAAGAACAACCACUAUUUUGCCUUUUUUGUUGAAACAAACGGUUCUAUGUAACGUUGCUGCUAUCGCCCACCUUAGUGUUGGUAAAAGUACAAACCAAUGUGGAAAUGUCAUCUCCUCUCAUGCAACAAAAAUUAGGUUCCAGAGCAUGUAUCAGUGCUGUUUAUUCCAAGGCAUAUGUUCCAAUUUUUAGGCCAGUAACAUGCAUUGAAAUGGAAAUGCUUAUCUAAAAAGUGUGUAGUUUUAAUAAAACAAAUUACUUAAGA